Molecule: messenger RNA, 3907 nt
Organism: Gorilla gorilla gorilla (western lowland gorilla)
Lineage: Eukaryota; Metazoa; Chordata; Mammalia; Primates; Hominidae
Gene: PRRT4
Product: proline rich transmembrane protein 4
Exons: 5
Coding region: 1712-3001 (429 amino acids)
Source: RefSeq, a predicted model, not a curated record
GGCAGUCAGAGCCGGCUGCCGCGGAGCCCCGGCGCGGGCGGCCUCGCCGGGGAGCGAGGCUCGGAGCCAGGAGGCGGCGCCGCUGGGAGUGAGCGCGGAGUGCGGAGCGCGGGGCCUGGCCGCCCGCCUGGUGAGAGCGCUGCGGGCCGCGGGCCGGGUCGGGGGCGGAUCAGGGGCAGCGGGGCGGCGAGGCUGCGGUCUCUGGACUAGGCGAAGGGCCGCCGGGGGCUGGAGGUCCGGAUCUUCAGUCGGGGCGCUGGGCACAACAGAGAGAAGCGGUGAGACACCACGAAGCGUUGCCCAGCCGGGCGCCAGGGCCGCCACGACCGCCCCUUUUCGGAGACUCGGCGAGGAGACCUGCCUGCGGGAGAGACCCCGGGGAGCAGGUCGGCCGGUCCGGGCUGGGGGUGUGUGUGCGUGUGCGCGCGCGUGUGUGCAUGUGUGCCUGUGAGGGGUGGUGGGCGUGUACGAGUGUGGGGGGAUGGCGGUGUGUGGCAUGUCUGUGUGUAUGAAUGUGUGUAGGGGGUGUGCAUCUUUCCGUACAGUACAUGCCGUGUGUGUGUGUGUGUGUGUGUGUGUGUGUGUGUGUGUGUGAGAGAGAGAGAGAGAGAGAGAGAGACAGGGGAGGCCGGGGGCUCACAGAGCUUGGGUUUGAACCCAUGCAGGGAGGAGAGUGGCUCGGCAGGACAGAGUGUGUGUGUGUGUGUGUGCGCGCGCGCGCGCGCGUGCAGGGGCAGGGGUAUGUGAAGGGUGAGUGUGUCACGGGCGCUAGGUGUGGCUAUGUGUGUGAUGUAAGGGUGCCGGGUGCACGUGUGUCCCUGGCUCACCCUCCCUUCCCCCACCAGAUGUGUGCGCACAGAGGAGAGAGUUCUGGGGAGGGGGUAGGAGUCCGCCGCAGCUGCCUGCAGUUUGCCCAGCUUGCCUGCCUGGCGUUCUCCUCCAGGAAGCCGGAGAUCGCCAAGCUGCCCCUCCCCCGAAUACUUCAAGGGUCCUAGGGAAGGGAACAGGCCCAGCCCCAGGAAACGGGAGGGGCGGGAGGGAAGGUGCUUCUGCCAGAUUGGGAACCUUGCUUCUCUGGCCCAGAGCCUGGGCGGCCUUCUGACUGGGCCAGCUCACUCAGCUCUGGCUUUACCCCUCCCGAGGCCCUCUGCCCCCUGGGGUCUGAGAGUGAGGGCGCCAGCACUUUUGGCCGGGGCGGGAGGUGGGGGUUGGAAUAGGUCAAGACAUCGGAAGGGCUUGCUUGUUCACAGUUAUAUGCCCAGAAGGGUGCUUGGCAAACGGUAAGCCUCUGUAAAUACUCGAGGCUCAGCAGAGGGAAGGAAGAGAGGAAUCCAUGUCUGGAAGCCCAAGUCCAUCUCUUUUGCUACUAGUUAAGGAUGAGGGCCCCUGGUUGCAGUCAGACCCCAGUUUCUGCAUGAGCAGAGGGGGAAGGAGGAACCCCCAGGCAGGGAUUUGUGCUGGGGCCUGAAGGUACAGGAAGGGCCCGGCAAGAAGAGCCAGAGCCAUGGACAGGACACUUUGCAUCCUGCCCACACUACCUGCUUCUCUGAGAUCAGAAGCCUCUCUCUGGGACAUCCAAUCCUGGGAAAGGGAAGAGGGUGGCCACAGCCAGGGCUCACAGGGCCUCUCCUCUCUCCAGGACCUUCCUCCUCAAAAGGUGCUGAAUAACUGAGUCCCUGCCCACCAAGGCCACCUGAAGCCAGGUGGGGCCAUGGCCAGGCAUGGCUGUCUAGGGCUGGGACUGUUCUGCUGCAUCCUGUUUGCUGCUACUGUGGGCCCCCAGCCCACCUCUUCCAUCCCAGGUGCCCCUGUCACCACUUUGACCCCCGCACCUCAAAGUGAGGCCUCUGUGCUGUCUCUCAACCUGGGACUUAACUUCAAAUUCCAUCUUCGGGGACCUGCUGCUGUCUGGGGGAGCCCAGUCACAGAGACCCAGCCACUCUCUCUUGGGCCAGGCCAGGAGCCAGGGGAAGAAGUGGCCAGUGGGCUGAGGACUGACCCCCUUUGGGAAUUGCUGGUGGGCUCCUCAGGGAACUCUCUCACUGAGUGGGGCUCCACCGAAGGUGGCUCAAAGCCCCGGGCCUCCUCCCUGCUUCCGGAGUCCACAUCCCGGCGCUCUGGGCCCAGCGAUGGGCCCACUGCCCCCUAUCAGCCCAGGAGGAGCACUGUGACCUGGGACACUGCUCUGAUGGUGACAGCACUUCCAUCCAGUGCUCCCAGGCCCCACCAGAGCGAGCUGGAGCUGAAGUUUGACAUGGCACUGAGAGCAGGUGCAGCCCCCACGCUUGGGCAUCGAACGCUGCCCCUGCUGCCCAGCCUGCGGGCCAGCCUGGCAGAGAUUGCUGGGCGCCUGGGACCCUUUGGAUUCUUUGGCACUACUCUGUCCCCACUCCGGAACUUCUCCGGCCUGAGCCCCCCAGGUGAAACUACAUCCACAAGCUCUGCCUCUGGAGUUUCAGGUUCUCUGGGGUUCCUUGGUACCACUCUGUCCCUGCCCCCAUACUCCCUGGAGAGGAAGCUCUCCAGCCCAAGUCCUCUGGACCCAGCUGCUUCCCUAAGUUUUGCCUCGAUUGCAACAACAUCAUUAGACCCCACAGUCCCCAUCUCUGGCCCAGAUGACCUCUCUCCUCCCGCCAGCCUCGGGAACCCUUCGGGGCAGCCAGAGUGUGGGCCAGGGUCCUGCAGCGUGGGAGAAUUGCCUGAACGCGAGGGGCAGCCUCCCGAGGCGCCGAGGCCCCUCUUUUUCCUGACCCUGGAGGCCGACUGGGCAGAGGCCAGGGCUCGCUGGGGGCUGGCCUGGGAGGCCCACGUGUACGGGCGAUUACACCGUGGACUUCCGCCCGCCCUCCCCAAUCAACCUGCGACGCAGCAUCGAGGAGGCCCUCUGCAGCGAGGCCCUGCUUGCGCCUGGCCUCUUCCAGGGCCCUGCCUUCGAGGACGCUCUGCCUGGGCUCGGCCUCUACCGCACCGCUUCGCUGGGGACCGGGGGCAGGUCCAGUGAGAGAUCAGGGGAGGCCCCUGGCCCCCCUGCGCCCCCGGAGCUCCCCUCCCCUGGGGCUUGGCCCGCAGGCAGCAGCGUCUCAUCUGGCUCGUUCUGCGGACUCUCGCGGGACAGCUCGUCCAUGCUGCUGUGUUCCAGCCCCGACAGGCCCCCGCGCUGCCCUCUGGUCUGCGUCCUCAGUCCCCCGCGGCCCUCAGGAAGCAGCCCCAGCCUCCCGGCCUCAGGAUCCUACCAGGCCCUAUCCCCACCCUCUCGUGACUCCCCAGAGCCUGCUUCUGAGCUUCAGGCCGAGGAGGCCUUGCUGCAGGAGCAGUUCCUGGACGCCUGCCGACAGAUCGACGAGCUGAGCGUGGGCAGCGACACCAUAGACCUGUGAAGAGGUGGCCACCUUGCUACCCUGCGAUAUGCCCCUUUCUGGCGCCUGCCCUGCCCGAGACCUGCACACUGUAAUCCUUCCCCAAUCCUCCCUGGCUCAGAUACCUCUCCAGAUUCCUUCCCCAUCCAGGGGUCCCUGGGUGGGUGGGUCAGCAGCCAGGCUCUAUCGAUUGGGAAUCAGUGCCACCUUCUCUGGAGCCCUGGGUGCUGAUGCCCUCAGCUGCAAAUCUAGGUUGGCAGGGGUCCCAUUUUCCUUGGCAUUCACCAGCAAUAAAGCUCCAAGGUGCUCCACUCCUGACCACCACUCCCCACUCUGGUGCUGAGUGAGAGGGGCUGUCCUCAGAGGACCCUGGGACCUGCCUCAGGCCCCCUACCCACCUCUGCCAUGCCUAGGAAUCCCACCCCUGUGUGAAUGGGACUCCCUUUCCUCCAUGUGACACCCACAGGGGUCCAUGACCCAUCUAGGAGACUUUAUAGCAGUUGGGUGGGAGGGGAAUGCUCUUAAUUUAUCAAUAAAAUAUUUUCAGAGGA